Molecule: messenger RNA, 1020 nt
Organism: Gamsiella multidivaricata
Lineage: Eukaryota; Fungi; Mortierellomycota; Mortierellomycetes; Mortierellales; Mortierellaceae
Exons: 2
Coding region: 1-1020 (339 amino acids)
Source: RefSeq, a predicted model, not a curated record
AUGAAUCUAGCGCUUCAAGAUUACCUCAAAAUACACGACGUGGAGCUCGAGUCCGAGGACAUUACGCUCAUUCCACUUGAAGGAGAAGGCAAGGUCUUGGACAGGGUCGAGAUUCUGUACCAGAAUCUAAUCAACAGCAAGAAAUGGAGAAACGCACUUCACGAGGCUGACUUGGUUUUGGUGGCGACACAUUCGCAAGGAACGCCCACUAGCACGAUCCUCACGGCCAGACUCAUACAAGAAGGUAUACUGCGUGUCGGCGAAACUGAUCCCAAGAUGCAGCGAGUCGGAAUUCUGGCCAUGGCGGGGAUCUCGCAUGGCCCGUUUCCGUUUCUGAAGGGUAAUUUGAUCGUGCGCUGGUUCGAAGCCGAAGCAGCUCAGGAGCUGUUUGAAUUCAUGGACUCUGAAACGGAAAUCUCCCAAAGGUUCCGCGAGGCAUUGAGGAUAGUUCUUAAAUCUGGCAUCCGGUUCACGGCCGUUGCUUCAUUGGAAGACCAAGUUGUGCCCUUGUAUUCUGCAGUUAUGACCGCUAUCCACCAUCCAUCCAUUGUGCGCGCGGUCUACAUCGAUGGAGCGAGCUAUCAGGAUGACUUUUUGACGAACCUGAUCUCCUUUUCAUUGAGGCUUCGAAACUCUGGUAUGGAUGACCACGGUGUGCUGGUGCAUUUGAGCGAGGUUGUGGCGGGAAGCAUUUACGGAGAGGGGCAUUCCACCAUUUACGAGGAGCGCGAGGUCUACAUGCUGGCUAUACGCGCCCUACUUGAGCCUCCCGCAAGUUUGACAUCCGAGAUGGCUAGGAGCGAACCCAUAUUGCAUCCUUUCCGUGCGAAGCAGCACUUGAACCCAUUCUAUCUGCCAUGGGGCAUGCGUGGGGUCAUGGAUGAGCUCAAGGCACUCGGCGUUGGAGUCCUGAAUGAAGAGAUGGAGCGCCUGAAGAAGCUGUACGACGAUUGGAACCCGGCUACGAAAGGCAUGAAAGAAAUCAAAUUUAGACUAGAGCCUGUCCGGUCCAAGCUAUAA